GGCAAUGCACCACAGUAGUAAGAGAAUUUUAAAGUUCACACACAGUUUUAUAUUUUGUUCAUUUUUGGCACACAAGGACUGCUGAACAGUUGGCUGAACAAAACCUUCGGAGUAAUGUUGAGGAUUAUAUUAAAGAAGGCAACGGUACUUUUCUUUCCAUGUUUCAUUCAACUGAGUUGCCUUCAUCCCAAAGUUUUUGCAGAUAAAACUGUCAUAAGUGAAGUUGGAACUGAUGCUUUAUUGCCAUGUAGUUAUCCAGAUACUCCUGUCAGUAAUGCAAAGAUUUACUGGCAAACUGCUUCUGGAAAACCUGUGCACUAUUUCAUCGAAGGCAAAGAUAAUCUAAACAAGCAGGAGCCGGAAUAUAAUGGAAGGACUCGACUUUUUCCCAGUGAGCUGCAAAAGGGAAAUUUUUCACUUGAAUUAAAACAUCUGACCAAAUCGGAUCAAGGAGUUUAUGUUUGCAUCAAUGUCCCAAUCUCACAAAAGCAAUAUAUUGAACUUAUUGUUAAAGAUGUUGAAAAGAAAACUACACCUCAAGGAAAUUCCACCAAAGAAGUCAGGGAUGGAAACGGCAGUUCCCAGAUAAAAGUGGAAGUUCCUCUUCUUAUUCUUCUAGUAUUAUUUCCUGUAGUUCUUCAAGAAUCCAUGUGAAAUGAGUGUCAAGGGAUGGGGCUUAAAAACAGGGCCUGUUAAAUCCCAU
Molecule: messenger RNA, 703 nt
Organism: Erpetoichthys calabaricus (reedfish)
Lineage: Eukaryota; Metazoa; Chordata; Cladistia; Polypteriformes; Polypteridae
Product: CD276 antigen-like
Exons: 5
Coding region: 115-654 (179 amino acids)
Biological process (GO): immune response; negative regulation of T cell proliferation; positive regulation of T cell proliferation
Cellular component (GO): external side of plasma membrane
Source: RefSeq, a predicted model, not a curated record